This is a messenger RNA of Diorhabda carinulata, 4337 nucleotides long. Its product is annotated as mucin-2-like. The coding region runs from base 149 to 4135 and encodes 1328 amino acids. The record is from RefSeq and is a predicted model, not a curated record. The transcript has 3 exons. NCBI's taxonomy places the organism in Eukaryota, Metazoa, Arthropoda, Insecta, Coleoptera, Chrysomelidae.
UAGGUGUUGAGUAAAAAGGAAAAUAAUAAAAAAUUAUAACGAUAUAUUGUACUUCUUAUCAAAAUUAUGGUGACGGCUUCAUAAAUCGUUUAUAGAAACUCGUUUCGAAUUCAUUUCAAGUUGUAGUUUUUCACCUUAUGGGCGUAAAAUGUUAAAUUUGUUACUGGUUCGUUUUUUGGGGUUACUCCUAACAAUAUGGAUAGUAUCGGGAGAAAUAUUUACGAUAAGAAACAGCAUCGAUUCCCAACUAAGACACGGUACAACAUCUCCAGUAUGUUCUCAAGAAUGCUAUGCUGAUGAAAAUAAUAACUUAUUCCUUAACUUCUUGCCCAAUACUAUGAAUACUGUUGUAGUAGUCAUCAAGGAAUCCAAAAAUUUCAAGAAACACUUCUUCCGAAAAAUAGAUGAGAGCAUUAACAUCGUUCCAUUUAGCCCUCUUCUAACUACAGUUUGUAACGUUGAAGAUAUGAUUGCAACACCAGAAGAAUGUUCAUUUGCUUCUAAGCCUACAAAAGCUACUGAAUGUUUCAACGAAACUACAACCGAGAAAACAGAAAGAGUAACUCCAUUCGCUACAACUAGUUACUCUACGGAAUCUACCGAGCCAAUUCCAACAAAAGAACAUACUCCAUAUGCUGAAGUUAGUUCUACAACAGGUCCAAUAGAAAACACUGCUAGUUCAAUAUCCACUAUCAUAUCUCCACAUUUUGAAACUACACCUAGUAUAAUAUCAACAAUAUAUACAAAAUAUAAUGAAACAACAAUGUCUCAAAUAUCAGAAGGAACCACAGUACAAAUUGAAACCGUUUCUACAACCAAAAUACCUAUGUACCCUGGAAGUUCUGGAAUUCCAAUAUGGGAUACCACCACGGAUCAGUUAGGAACUGGAAGUACUACUAUGCAAAUUGAAACUAGUUUCAAACCAGGAACAACAAAAACUACUGAAUUUCCAGAGCUACCAUUGCUAGAAACUAUCACAACACAAAAUGAAACUGAUUCAUCAUCAAAAACAACAAGUUAUACUGAAGCUCCUGAGACUCCAGUAUCAGACACCACCACAGAACAGAUAGGAACUGGAAGCACCUCUAAGCAAAUUGAAACAAGUUCCACAUUUGAAACGACAGAGCAUACUGAAGUGCCAGAGGUACCAUUGCUAGAAACUAGCACAAAACUGAUGGAAACUAUCUCCACUUCAAUAUCAACAAGUUAUACUGAAGGAACCAAGACUCCAGUAUCAGACACCACCACAGAACAGAUAGGAACUGGAAGCACCUCUAAGCAAAUUGAAACAAGUUCCACAUUCGAAACAACUGAACCUACUGAAGUGCCAGAGGUACCAUUGCUAGAAACUAGCACAAAACUGAUGGAAACUAUCUCCACUUCAAUAUCAACAAGUUAUACUGAAGGACCCAAGACUCCAGUAUCAGACACCACCACAGAACAGAUGGGAACUGGAAGCACCUCUAAGCAAAUUGAAACAAGUUCCACAUUCGAAACAACUGAACCUACUGAAGUGCCAGAGGUACCCUUACUGGAAAUUAGCACAAAACUGAUGGAAACCAGCUCCACUUCAACAUCAACAAGUUAUACUGAAGGUCCUGAGACUCCAGUAUCAGACACCACCACAGAGCAGAUGGGAACUGGUAGCACCUCUAAGCAAAUUGAAACAAGUUCCACAUUUGAAACGACAGAGCAUACUGAAGUGCCAGAGGUACCAUUGCUAGAAACUAGCACAAAACUGAUGGAAACUAUCUCCACUUCAAUAUCAACAAGUUAUACUGAAGGACCCAAGACUCCAGUAUCAGACACCACCACAGAGCAGAUGGGAACUGGAAGCACCUCUAAGCAAAUUGAAACAAGUUCCACAUUUGAAACGACAGAGCAUACUGAAGUGCCAGAGAUACCAUUGCUAGAAACUAGCACAAAACUGAUGGAAACCAGCUCCACUUCAAUAUCAACAAGUUAUACUGAAGGUCCUGAGACUCCAGUAUCAGACACCACCACAGAACAGAUAGGAACUGGAAGCACCUCUAAGCAAAUUGAAACAAGUUCCACAUUUGAAACGACAGAGCAUACUGAAGUACCAGAGGUACCAUUGCUAGAAACUAGCACAAAACUGAUGGAAACCAGCUCCACUUCAAUAUCAACAGGUUAUACUGAAGGUCCUGAGACUCCAGUAUCAGACACCACCACAGAGCAGAUGGGAACUGGUAGCACCUCUAAGCAAAUUGAAACAAGUUCCACAUUUGAAACGACAGAGCAUACUGAAGUACCAGAGGUACCAUUGCUAGAAACUAGCACAAAACUGAUGGAAACCAGCUCCACUUCAAUAUCAACAGGUUAUACUGAAGGUCCUGAGACUCCAGUAUCAGACACCAUCACAGAGCAGAUGGGAACUGGAAGCACCUCUAAGCAAAUUGAAACAAGUUCCACAUUGGAAACAACAGAGCAUACUGAAGUGCCAGAGGUACCAUUGCUAGAAACUAGCACAAAACUGAUGGAAACCAGCUCCACUUCAAUAUCAACAAGUUAUACUGAAGGUCCUGAGACUCCAGUAUCAGACACCACCACAGAGCAGAUGGGAACUGGUAGCACCUCUAAGCAAAUUGAAACAAGUUCCACAUUUGAAACGACAGAGCAUACUGAAGUUCCUGAGGUACCAUUACUGGAAAUUAGCACAAAACUGAUGGAAACCAGCUCCACUUCAACAUCAACAAGUUAUACUGAGGGUCCUGAGACUCCAGUAUCAGACACCACCACAGAACAGAUAGGAACUGGAAGCACCUCUAAGCAAAUUGAAACAAGUUCCACAUUCGAAACAACUGAACCUACUGAAGUGCCAGAGGUACCAUUGCUAGAAACUAGCACAAAACUGAUGGAAACUAUCUCCACUUCAAUAUCAACAAGUUAUACUGAAGGACCCAAGACUCCAGUAUCAGACACCACCACAGAACAGAUGGGAACUGGAAGCACCUCUAAGCAAAUUGAAACAAGUUCCACAUUCGAAACAACUGAACCUACUGAAGUGCCAGAGGUACCAUUACUGGAAAUUAGCACAAAACUGAUGGAAACCAGCUCCACUUCAACAUCAACAAGUUAUACUGAAGGUCCUGAGACUCCAGUAUCAGACACCACCACAGAGCAGAUGGGAACUGGUAGCACCUCUAAGCAAAUUGAAACAAGUUCCACAUUUGAAACGACAGAGCAUACUGAAGUACCAGAGGUACCAUUGCUAGAAACUAGCACAAAACUGAUGGAAACCAGCUCCACUUCAAUAUCAACAGGUUAUACUGAAGGUCCUGAGACUCCAGUAUCAGACACCACCACAGAGCAGAUGGGAACUGGAAGCACCUCUAAGCAAAUUGAAACAAGUUCCACAUUUGAAACGACAGAGCAUACUGAAGUGCCAGAGGUACCAUUGCUAGAAACUAGCACAAAACUGAUGGAAACCAGCUCCACUUCAAUAUCAACAAGUUAUACUGAAGGUCCUGAGACUCCAGUAUCAGACACCACCACAGAACAGAUGGGAACUGGUAGCACCUCUAAGCAAAUUGAAACAAGUUCCACAUUCGAAACAACUGAACCUACUGAAGUGCCAGAGGUACCAUUGCUAGAAACUAGCACAAAACUGAUGGAAACUAUCUCCACUUCAAUAUCAACAAGUUAUACUGAAGGACCCGAGACUCCAGUAUCAGACACCACCACAGAGCAGAUUGGAACCAUCUCAACUCAUAGUGUAACAGAAGUUAGUGAAACAUCAAAAGGUACUACGAUGCACAUUGGAACAUUUUCCAUACCCAAGGAAACAGUGUUUACUGUAGUUUCUGAAGUUCCAUUAUCGGAAACCACCACGCAACAGACUGAAGGUUCUAUGUAUAGUGAAAGAUCUGAAUCUCCAAUAUCAGAAAGUACAAUUCAAGCAGCCUCUACUAAGCUGACUACAGAAACUCCUCCAGAGAGUACGACUAAAAUUUCAGUUGUAGUCAUCGAAUGCAUUUCAAUAGAACUAGAAGCAAGUUUAAGAAGCUUAAUGAUCAUUGAUACUGAAAACCCAGAAACGAAAUUGUCAUUAGACGAGUGUUUGAAAAAUAAAAAAAAUAAAGAGAAGAGCAUAGUGCUUCCGGUGUCUAUGUAACCAAACUAAAAAAUUUCACAUGAAAAAUAUUGGUGUUUCGGAUUGAAAUAUUAUUUUUUUGUUUUAAUAGUUUUUAGAUACUCUAUUCUAUUUGUUAUUAUAUAGCGUAUCAUACUGUAUAAAUUAUGCUACUUAAUUAUUUGCGUUUGUUAAAAAUCGAAAAUUCUCAUGAUUUUUGCAAAAUAAAAUUUUGAAUUCUGAA